Molecule: messenger RNA, 2957 nt
Organism: Syngnathoides biaculeatus (alligator pipefish)
Lineage: Eukaryota; Metazoa; Chordata; Actinopteri; Syngnathiformes; Syngnathidae
Product: armadillo-like helical domain-containing protein 4
Exons: 6
Coding region: 155-1432 (425 amino acids)
Source: RefSeq, a predicted model, not a curated record
GCGCCGGUGCAAAAACAACAAGCCGAGCCUCCCCUCUCGUUUUUCUUCUGUCUCCAUGAUCCCCCAUCACAGGAGCCCCUCAUUCCCGUCGCGAUCUUUGCAUCCUCUGCGGUCCAUCAUGCACUCUUCAACGUAAGCGCUGACAGGUGACAAGAUGUUGACGUCUGACGCGUUUCAUCGCCUCCUCCUGGCCGGAGUCUGCAUGUGCGUGUGUGGAAAUGCGGUUCAGGAGAUCGAAAAGGGGGCCGCGGCCUCGCUCGGACGGAGACCCCGGAGGAUGCUGGUGCAGAACCGGGAGAGUCCUGAUGCUGAGCCCAAAAGGUUCUGGAGGACUCCGAGAGACACGAUGGAUGACAUUGGCACCGGGCUGAGUGAAGACGCGACGUGGUCUUCCUCCCCCGGGGUUUUAAAUCCAUCCAGUGGUGGCAUCCCCACGCCGGUCUCUCGCCAGUCUCGGACGUCCACAGUGUGGGAACGAGAGGACCCCGUCGUGCCCACGCCGCCCGAACCCUUUUUACCCGACAUGGGGGUUGAUAGCAUGCCCAAAGAGGACAGCGUGGAGAGCCUGUGGACGGAGGCCCCGGGGCCCAGCGGAGCAAACACGGCGGCGCCGCCUUCCCCGGACGACAGCACGGAGGGAACCAUGUCGUCCGAGUCGCUGCCUCUCAUUUUUGAGCCUCUGGAAGAAUCGGCGGUUCAGUCGCCGUUCGCCACAGAGACGGACGGGCCUCCGCCGGACCUCGAGCACCCGGAUGCCAGCAGAGAGUCAGGUUUUGGCACCGCGCAGACGUCUGGAUUCAAAAACACACCACAGGCACCUGCGGAUGAAAUCCAGUGGGGUCCGGAGGAGAAGGACUUCGAAGACGAUCCGGACCGGGACGAGAAUUCCGAGGAGUCGCCGGAGGACGAGGAGAGUGACGAGGAUACCACGGAGACGUCUCGGACCGAGCCACCGUACAGUUUCGUCCCGCCGCCUCCCGUCUGGGUGCAACGCAACCAAGGCCUGAUGCGCAGCUGGGUGGCGCUGAUCCGAGAAAAGGUGAGCCGAACGGCCGCCCCUGACCGGCCUUGUCCUCGACUCGGUGUCUCUCUUUUUGCGACCCGUUUGCCGCCUUUCCCCGCGGUGCAGGCGGGCUACGUCUCGGGCAUGUUGGCCCCGGUGGGCGUCGGCAUGGCCGGGGCGCUGCUGCUCGUGGGCGCCCUCUACAGCGUGAGGAGGAUCCAGCGCAGGAGGAGCGACGGCUUCAAACGCCAGCGGAGGAAGGUCCGACCCGCAGAGGUCAGUGUGCAAAACUUUACCUUUACCUCCGCCAAAGAUGGUGAUGGUAACGGUUGUGUUUGCUCGCGCGAUCAUGCAAAAAUAAUAAUAAUAAUUUGUCCAAUUCCAAUAAGUAGUUAUAAAUGUCAUAAAAAGCUUGAAAAUAAAAUUUAGCGCUCUAAGUGUCGGAAAUGAGGUGCAAAUGUCCCACUAAAAUUAAUUUAGAGGGAUUUGUAUAUUUUUGUAAAAAAAUUUUUAGAUGGGUCAACAAGUUUACAACAAUUUACCACCCCCUAGAGGACUGGAGUGAGUAUUGCAUGCAAUUUAUAGAAUUGUCAUUAAUUGGGAAACAAAAACAAAAAAACAAUUGGAAUGUAAAUCGUGAAAAAUACAUCUUACACCGAUUAAUUACAUCCCACCGCAGUGUACAAACAGCUGAUCCUUUCUUUGCUCGUGUGCCCAAAAUUUUAAUUUUUUUUCUUUGGCGGAGGUCACGGUGAACCCCCUAUGAAUUGUGUUACCCAUAGCAACCGGGUGAGACGUGCGUCGGCCGGCAGGAUCAGGCCAUGCUGCUGGCGGACAGCUCCGAAGACGAGUUCUGAUCCAAAAAGACUGAACCAAUUAAUGUCGCCAUGACAACCACAUCGGUUUUACCAUCACGUCACAGAGCUCUACACUGCCGGGGAACUUGGGAAUUUCAAAAUAGCUCUUUGAUGCAAUUAUGACAGGAAAAAAAUAGAAUGCGUUACAAAAGGUAAAGACUUGGAAAUGUAUUAAUGUAAAUAGAAAUUUAUGUAUCAAACAUAUUUUAAGGAAAAGGGAUGAGAAGCUGAGUGAGCAAAAUGGGACGCUAAUGUCUGAAUAUUAGCUUGACCACACAGCUAGCCUGGCUGUGUCUAAAUACAGAAAAAUAACUUCAUUGAGAACAUUGAUGAGGAUAUGAAGUCGUUUUUUGGGGGGGGUAAAACAUUCAAGACCACCACGAGUUGGUAGCUGAACAGAACCAAUUUAUCCGUCUUACACUUUUACGUAAGGCUAGCUAAAAUGCUAACAGGACUAGCUUCCUUCAAAGCGAGUCGCCGAUGUGAAGAAAAAGAAGUUUCAUUUGUCGACUAAUGUAUAAAAACGAAAAAACAAGUGUUAAGAAAUAGAUUUUAAGGCAAACAGUGCAACAUUGACUGAACAAACCAAACCAAAUCGUUGAGUUUAUGACGUUCCCAAAACUCGACUAGUUUUGAAUACUUUUGUUACUAGGCUCGCUAUGAUGCUAACAAGGCUAAGGACAAAGUAGUUUUUUUUGUGUUAACAGAAGCGUUUUGUACACGUCAUCUACAUCCUUGUGUGGAUCGUAAAUGUGACUGUUUUGUUAGCGUCGAACAAACGUAGCAUAAAAACAAAAGCAACUGUCUCUUUGGUGUUUGUUUGUUUUUUUAAGAAAAGAACAAAUUACUUUGUAAUUUAAAAAAGUAAAUUCCAUCUUUUACUCAGUUGGGAGCCAUUUUGUUUACACUUGCAAUACUAGUUAUUAGGUCAUCAUUAUUAGGUAACUACCCAUCGAUAAUCUAAUGAGAUGGAGUUCUUGAUCACAUUUUUUUGGGGGGGGGGGGGGGGAUUAUUCUCAUUAGACUUAAUUUAGAUUUUUUGUAUGUUCAAUGUUGAAGUGCAGGUGUUAAUGCAAUAAAACUUUUUUGCCUUUUGC